Messenger RNA from Arabidopsis thaliana (thale cress), 792 nucleotides. RefSeq lists its product as uncharacterized. The coding region runs from base 196 to 555 and encodes 119 amino acids. NCBI's taxonomy places the organism in Eukaryota, Viridiplantae, Streptophyta, Magnoliopsida, Brassicales, Brassicaceae. The record is from RefSeq and is marked reviewed. The transcript has a single exon.
UUUAUAUGUGAUAUAAAAAAUUAUUGGUUUUACCAGGAAAGGAUGGCGAGGAAAAACAAAUACCAUACCACAUACACAUAAAACAAAUUUCGCCCGCCUAAUUAGCGUGUAGGCAAUUCAUGAGAUUGCUUUUUUUUAAUACAUUGGCAGUUGUUGAAAAUAAAUUUUAAGAAUGUUUUAUUGGAAGCUUCUCAUAUGCUUACAGGUUUGGUUGUUGAUAUUAGCAUGACCUCCACUGCUCCGACAUCACCUUCAAGAUCUGAAUCCAGACAGCUUCAAGAUCCCUUUGGAGAAGUCGAAACGAAGACUCAAAACGACAGUGUCGUGAGUAACAAAGACAAAGGCCUAUUGGGCCAGAAGCCCAAUGACAACAAAACAAUAAAAGAGCUGAAGCCCAAAUCUGCUGUGUCCUCUUACAUCAGCCAACGGUCGAUCCCACCUGUACAAGCAAACAAAACCAGAGUGGAUACAAGGAAGAGGAGCGUGAUGAAGGGCUGUACGGAUCCAAUCAUCACCACAAAUAGGUUUGAUUGUCUGGCAACCUGCGAGACCUAAUAAGGAGUGAGACAGGUGUCAGUCUUGAUAUGUGUAAAACCCUAGCAUUGUUUAGCUAUAAAAGGGAACCUAUGAUAUAUCAAAACUUCAAGUGAAAUAAAACCUAAGAAAUGUUCACUCAGUUCUUACCUUAGUAGCCGUUUAUCUCUUGCUUUCAGUUGAGAGAUCAUAUUCGCACUAAUCUUUUUGUUUGCUUAAAUUUAAUAUUUUCGAUAGACUAACUGAAUAAUCUUUCUU